ACCGUGGGUAGGUUGUCGCGCUCAACCUACCAGUGUAACUCAGAAUCAGAGACUGUCAGAGCAUUUCGAACCGCACAAGCAAAUUGUCAUGGGGAACACCAAUACGCACUUCCUGCAGCGCCGCUCACGACUCGCCCUGGCGCUGGUGAUUGUGUUUCUCGGCCGCAAAGCUCUCGGACGCUCCAUCCUCUCGUUCCUCAUGCGUUUGCGCUCUGCCGAGACGCCACGAUUGGUGUACCGAGCCACGGACGGCAACAAGAAGCUUCUGUCACACUGUCCUACCAUCACGAAAAGCAAAUAUUAUCCACCAUGGCGCCUAUUUAACGGACACCUCCAGACUGUGCGCUUUGCCUACGAUGAACGUGGACCCAAUAUCAACUACAAACGCCAGUUGAUGAAGUUACCCGACGGCGGCGUUGUGUCAUUGGAUUGGGCACUUUUGCAUGACCAAAAUGUACCCAAUCAGGUGACGGAUCUCAAUUCAUCCGGUUCAUCUUCAUGGCUGCCGGAUGUGGAGCCCACGCGACGUACAGUGAUCCUGUUGCCGGGACUCACUGGCGGUAGUCCGGAGAAUUAUAUUCGCAGUACCAUUGCGAGGUUGCAUGAGUUGGGUUGGCAGUGUGUGGUGCUGAACGCAAGAGGAUGCGCUAACACGCCUGUGACCACAGCCCAACUCUUUUGCAGCGCGUACACUGGUGAUCUCCGCUACGUGUUGCAACAAUUGAGUGAAAAAUACCAUUUCACACAAGAAGCAUUCGUCGGAGUUGGUUUUUCGAUGGGAUCCAAUGUGCUAGUCAAAUAUUUGGGCGAAGAUGGAGACCAAACGCCGUUGACAGGUGCAAUUUCGGUUGGAAACCCUUUCGACUUGACUAUCUGCUCGGCCAACUUCGGUGGUUCACUGUUCAACCGCAUGACGUAUGAUAAGGCACUCAACAACAACCUUCGCGAGCUCUUCUUCAACAAGUGCGAUGCAGCGAAGCAGUUUGAGAAUUAUCCAGGCGUGGAUUUGGAGGCUAUUAAGGCCACUCGCACUGUGCGAGACUUUGACGACACACUUACCAAGUAUGUUUUCCACUAUGACACAGUGGACGACUACUACAACGACGCGGGGUCUGUGAAGAAGCUGAGUGGAGUGAGAGUGCCGUUGCUCUGCAUUAAUGCCGAGGACGACCCUAUCAGUAUCAGCUCCGCUCUACCCAAGGACGACGAGGUCGAAGCCAACCCGAAUAUUAUUCUUUGCACGACUAAGUCGGGUGGUCAUUUGGCUUUCUACGAGAGCUCCCUCAAGGCUGAAGACAAUGAAAAUGGCAAAAAGGGAAGCAAAAGCCUAUCAAAUAUGUGGACGGUGAACCCCAUCGCCGAAUUCGCAGAGGCUGUACGUCUGAAUAAAGUGGAAGCCGCUGCCUAAAUGGCACCAAUUGUGCAAAACCUUGUACUAAAAGGGUCUAAAUCGGCAAAAGAAUAAUAACCAAAAUUAAGAUCAC
This is a messenger RNA of Phytophthora nicotianae INRA-310, 1484 nucleotides long. RefSeq lists its product as hypothetical. The transcript has 3 exons. Gene Ontology annotation, molecular function: monoacylglycerol lipase activity; short-chain carboxylesterase activity. Lineage: Eukaryota; Oomycota; Peronosporomycetes; Peronosporales; Peronosporaceae. Bases 89 to 1408 code for a protein of 439 amino acids. The record is from RefSeq and is a predicted model, not a curated record.